AUGAGAAGCGAGGAUUCUUCGCAACAAGGGGGAGAACCGGAGGUAAACUUAAAUAAUCUAUAUCAGACGGGCUUCAUGAAGAAAACUAAAGAAGCUGAUACGAUCAAGUUAAAAAAGAAAACUCUGGCUAAAAAAUUCAAGAAUAUCAAGGAAGUCAAGAUUUUUCGAAGGGAUCAUGUAUCUUCAAGAUUAGGAAAGGGCAAAGUCAACAUCAUUUCCGAAAAAGUUACUGAGGAAGAUCUAACGUUGACCGAGACGGAAAGAAUUGCAAGAGAGAAGAGGGACAAGGAACUUGAUGAGCUCAAUGCCUAA
Messenger RNA from Lactuca virosa, 312 nucleotides. The record is from the annotation of a GenBank genome assembly. NCBI's taxonomy places the organism in Eukaryota, Viridiplantae, Streptophyta, Magnoliopsida, Asterales, Asteraceae.